Molecule: messenger RNA, 870 nt
Organism: Cooperia oncophora
Lineage: Eukaryota; Metazoa; Nematoda; Chromadorea; Rhabditida; Trichostrongylidae
Source: the annotation of a GenBank genome assembly
AUGAAACCACAGUGGGCCAAAGUGUGCGCCCUUUCAGUAGUGACUGCCUAUGUUCCUGUGUUCUUACUUCGACAAUUUCUCAAGCGUUUCUAUUUUUCCUACAAAGGUUUCCUAUUUGAAGAUGUGAAGAAGCCCUCACUGGUCACUCGCUUAUGGGGUUUUUGCCGUCAACUGCUAACCGUAUCUCCUCCUCUUCUAAAGUCAUGCGAAGACCUUCUGCCCAGUCCGGCUGUACCGAAACUUGAGGACACUGUAGCCAAGUAUCUUGCCUCGAUGAAGCGGCUUCUCAGAAAGGACCAAUUUGAGUCACUAAAAGAACAAGCUGAUCUUUUCUUGAAAAACGAAGGCCCUCGCCUUCAUCUCUACGCGCGGAUCAUGUCAUGGACAACCUCCAAUUACAUCACUGUCUUUUGGGAGAAGUACGCAUACCUUCAUAGCAGACAACCAUUGCUGAUCUACAGCAGUGUCGCCCAUACGGACUUCCUCGAAGUUCCAGAGCAUCGGCGGGCAACGUGGGCUUACACGGCCGCUCGAGUCACGUACUACGAGGGAAUGUCCCAGCUUGCUGUGGAUAGACAGGCAGUCAAGCCGCUCGGAUCUGGUCUGCUCUGUUCGACCCACUACGACAAGCUGUACAGUGUAUGCCGUGUACCUGGUGAAGAAACAGACGAAUUGGUUAAUUAUGGGAUCUCAAAGCACAUUGUAGCUAUUUAUGGUGGAUGCUUUUACAAAGUGAUGAUGUGUGAUGAGAAAAAUCGUAUGUAUAGCAUUGAGGAACUAACAAAAAUUUUUGCGGAACUUUUUGCUCGGAAAGAAAAUGUAACCGGAUCUGCUAGCAAAGUGGCAGCACUUACCGCGGCUCGCAGGUAA